AUGAAGUUUGGAGAGACAUUCAUGGAGUAUCUCCAUAGAGAUCAAGAGGGGUUUGUGGACAAGUGCUCUCAUGUUGAAUACAAGCGCCUCAAAAAAGUCCUCAAAAGCUGUCGAACUUGCAGGGCAUUGAAGGAAGGCAAGAUGAAUGAUUCAAUGUCUGAUCAGUUUUGUCAAUUUGAAUCUUGCCCAGUGUGUGAUCAGAUGUUCUUUUCUGAAUUGAUGAAGGAGGCUUCAGAUAUAGCUGGAUGCUUCAGUUCAAGAGUUAGACAUCUUCUCCAUCUUCAUGUUGCUUCUGGAAUGCAGAGAUACUUGUUGCGCUUGCGGCAAUGUUUCGCAAACGAUCAGCAAGCCAUGGUACAGGAGGGUCAGAUGUUGAUUGAAUAUGUUAUGAUGAAUGCUAUUGCUAUACGGAAAAUUCUUAAGAAAUAUGAUAAAGUCCAUAGCUCUGUCAAUGGGAGGAACUUUAAGUCCAAGAUGCAGGCUGAACACAUAGAGAUUCUGCAAUCACCUUGGUUAAUAGAACUAGGAGCUUUCUAUAUGAAUUUCAAUGAAUCAUAUGGUGGAGGGUCUGAUGAAAUUUCCAGUCCAUUCUCCUGUGAUCUGAGCGCCACAGAGCCUGUGUUGACUUUGAAGCUUCCGGAUUCUGUGAAAUUAGAAUAUAAUCUCACUUGUGCUAUUUGCUUGGACCUCGUUUUCAAUCCAUAUGCUUUGAGCUGCGGACAUCUUUUUUGCAAAUCGUGUGCUUGUUCAGCUGCUUCUGUGAUGAUUUUCCAAGGUCUCAAGGCUGCAAGACCAGAGAAGAAGUGUCCAGUUUGCAGAGAGGUUGGAGCAUAUGCUAAUGCAGUGCACAUGUUAGAAUUAGAUUUGCUCUUGAAGAAAAGGUGCAAGGAACAUUGGAAGGAAAAGCUGGCCGCUGAACGCGCUGAGGCGGUGAAGCAAUCCAAGGAGUACUGGGAUUUACAGACUAAAUUUGCAAUCGGAUUUUAAUGUUUGUUUCUCUUUCUUGACCUCUGAAACUCAAAACUUUCAAGUGCUACCUUGCAGAGAACGGCUGUGGGUUUGAUGGGAACUGCUUGCCGAUGCAAAUUUUAUCGAAAAAAAAUCAUUAUGGUUUUCAUGAGGUUCCUAUGUCAUGAUGUCCUUAUUCAACUGGGAUUAAAGAAGCUUUAAAAUAAAGUAUUGUUGUUAAUGAUUUCCUGAAUGUUGUUAAUG
This is a messenger RNA of Cornus florida, 1212 nucleotides long. RefSeq names its product probable E3 ubiquitin-protein ligase BAH1-like. The coding region runs from base 1 to 987 and encodes 328 amino acids. NCBI's taxonomy places the organism in Eukaryota, Viridiplantae, Streptophyta, Magnoliopsida, Cornales, Cornaceae. The transcript has 6 exons. The record is from RefSeq and is a predicted model, not a curated record.